Molecule: messenger RNA, 3859 nt
Organism: Fundulus heteroclitus (mummichog)
Lineage: Eukaryota; Metazoa; Chordata; Actinopteri; Cyprinodontiformes; Fundulidae
Gene: col8a2
Product: collagen, type VIII, alpha 2
Exons: 3
Coding region: 411-2495 (694 amino acids)
Molecular function (GO): protein binding
Source: RefSeq, a predicted model, not a curated record
ACCUUGCUUUUAGAAAUUUUUCUUGCCAGACACAGAAUAAUUAGAAAAUCGGGUUUUCUUCACGUGCAGCAGAGAAUAUCCAAUUUUGAGUUGUGUGUUUGGUUGUUUUCAUCCUUUUUUUUUUUGUUGUUGUCUUUUUUUUGAUUUUCUGCAAUUGCAACAGCACUGGACCAGUUUAGAGAGCCGGCUCUUUUCCCUUGAGGACACCUCUCCUUAUUUUUGGCUGCAUGUUUGCUAAAUACCCGACACUGCCAAAUCUCAUGGGAGACUCGCGUGGCUGAACCAAGGAGGGUGGCAGAAGAGAGAGAGACCCACCUGAAUAGCACGUCCACAGCCGCCCAGACCGGUCUGCGUUUCAAGCCGAGCAGAGAGAGAGAGAGAGAGAUCUUUGUGUGUAUGAGAAGCCUGGGAUGCUGGUGACCAUGCUGUUGGCUCCUGUCUGCGUGCUGCUGAUGCUUGGGGGCCGUGCUCUGGCUGGAGGUUACCCCCCCAUGCCUCACGUGAAGUACAUGCAGCCUAUGAUGAAAGGACCUGUUGUCCAGCCUAUGAUGAAAGGACCUGUUGGACCUCCAUUUCGAGAGGGCAAGGGACAUUAUGUCGAUAUGCCACCUAUGAUGAAGGGGGAACCAGGUCCUCAAGGGAAACCUGGACCAAGGGGGCCUGCUGGGCCACCAGGACUACCAGGAAAACCUGGGCUGGGGAAACCAGGUCUCAAUGGACAACCAGGGCCCCAGGGGCCUCCGGGGUUUACAGGCAUUGGUAAGACUGGACUUCCAGGUCUUCCUGGAAAGAUUGGGCCAAAUGGAAUGCCAGGACUCAAUGGUGAGGUCGGACCUCGUGGUGAGCCAGGUCCACGUGGACUUCCUGGGCCUCCUGGUGUCACAGGACCAGCUGGUUUGUCUCUAAAUGGGAAGCCUGGACUCCCAGGUGUCAGGGGUCCCCCUGGAACUCGCGGUGAGCCAGGAUUAAAGGGUACUGCUGGCCCACCAGGUGAACGUGGACUUAAGGGUGAGAAUGGUAAUGGAAAACCAGGUUCUCCGGGUAUGAGAGGUCCUCCAGGUCUAAAAGGUAGUACAGGGCCCCCUGGUUUUCCUGGUAUUGGCAAGCCAGGGCCAAAAGGGUUGCCUGGACUACCUGGACUUAAAGGUGAUGAAGGACUCCCAGGAAAUCAAGGAGAGCCAGGACAACCUGGACCACAAGGUUUACAAGGUCUUCCAGGGCCAGCUGGGCUGGGGAAGCCUGGUAUAGCUGGACAUCCAGGAAUACCGGGUCCAGUGGGCCCAAAGGGUGAACAAGGAACCCGAGGAAAUCCUGGAAGUCCCGGCGCCCCUGGCUAUGGAAAACCUGGUCUGAAUGGGCCAAAAGGAGAAAAGGGACACAGUGGAUUUCCAGGUCUCCCAGGGAGCAAAGGGGAACAAGGAAUGGUUGGUCCAAUUGGGGUGCCAGGUCUUGAUGGACUACCAGGACCGCAAGGCAAUCAAGGUGCAAUGGGGCUUCCAGGAAAAUAUGGACUGCCAGGGCAGAAGGGAGAGCUAGGACCUAAGGGACCACCAGGACUACCUGGACUCAAAGGUGACCAAGGCCCCAGUGGUAUCCCUGGGAGACCUGGUAUCCCAGGGGACAAGGGCAUAUCUGGACCUAAUGGUCCUAUUGGUAAACCGGGCCCUAAAGGUGAACCCGGACAAAUUGGCUUCCCAGGGAAUCCGGGGUUGACAGGUUCUCCGGGGCCGAAAGGGGAGACAGGCUUUAUGGGAACUCCAGGCCCCAGGGGUCAGUCAGGAAUUCCUGGUCUUCAAGGUCCUAUGGGUCCCAUGGGCCCACAGGGUGUCCCUGGACAAAGGGGUGAGGUUGGACCUCCAGGGGCUCCAGGGUUAGGCAAGCUUGGGGAAAAGGGAGCAAUAGGUCCACAAGGCCCACCUGGAAAACCAGGGUCACCUGGUCUUAAUGGUAUCCAAGGCCCACCUGGUCCUCCAGGACCUCCAGGUCCUCCAGGAAAUGGCCAAACCAUGGUUUCAGGGCUCACUGAUACAGGACUGGGUGGGGAGGAAGUACCAGGGGGCAGGAAGGAUCCUGCAUACACUCAGGUUAUCUCUGCCUCAGUAGCACCAGCUUUCACAGCCAUUCUCACCACACCAUUCCCACCCUCCAACAUGCCAAUCAAAUUUGACAGGACCCUGUAUAAUGGGCAAAAUGCUUACAGCUCUUCAACUGGCAUCUUCACCGCUCCUUUAUCUGGCGUCUACUACUUUGCGUACCACAUGCACGUAAAGGGAACGAGCCUGUGGGUGGCUUUGUACAAGAACAAUGUACCAGCCACUUAUACCUAUGAUGAAUACAAGAAAGGUUACAUGGACCAAGCAUCUGGCAGUGCAGUGCUAGAGCUUAAGGAAGGCGACGAGGUAUGGAUUCAAAUGCCCUCAGAUCAAGCAAAUGGCCUUUACUCUACUGAGUACAUCCACUCCUCCUUUUCAGGAUUCCUGCUCUGUCCCACAUAACCCUUCCUUAAAAAAAACGUUCCUGUAUUUGUGCCUCAGAUCAGCUCCAUACCGAAGAUACCUGCAGCCAUAAUAGAAACACAAUCCCCAUAACAUUUUAAAAUGAUUACAGUCACAUUAUCUCUCUCACUCUCAACAGUCUGUUUGAAAUAUAAAAAAAAAAAAAUUGUGAAUACAUGAAAUUUUGAAAGGCAGGGGAAGGAUUGUCUUUUAUGUUCUUUUAUGUUAAUGUCCUUCAAAUGUUGUUUUGGGUUGUGUUUUGUGAUGUUUUUAGCCUAUAUUAUAUUAAUUAUUAUAUUGUCAUAUUUUGUUGUUAUUAUUUGAACCUUGUCAUCAGUGUUGCUUUUGUUUGUUGGAUUCAGACUUGUAAGUGCCUUACAUAAUAAUGUAACGAGUAACAGACCUUCCCAUGUGACUGCACGUACCGUCACACAAUAAGGUCACCAAAAUUUGGGGCAGGAUUGGGAUACGUUUCCUAGCAGCAGUCCCUUCUGUGUGUGUCAUUUGAAUAAUGAAUUGAAAAACCUGCACUUAGAGCAACACUUCAACACAGGAAACGUGGACAGUCAAUCGUGUAAAAAGAAAUCAAGGUAUUUGAUCCGCCCAUAUUUUUACUUAGCCCCUUUUUAAUUUGCAACCCAACGUCUACAUUUCCAGAGAGAGGUUUAUACUUUAUUAUUUCUUGGUAUAUGACCCUAUUGGUUUUUCCCCAUAUGUUUCUCUUUAUUUUGAAUUGUUCAAGAGAAAUUAAGAUGUGGAUAGAGUCUUUAUUUACAUGCAGUGGAAAUAAUCCAUCCUUUCUGAUGGAUUAUCUUGGAUUAGAAGUCUUGUAUUGGUGUAAUUUGUUACUUUUUUUCCCCAUUUGCACUGUGUGGCAUGUUGCAUCAGAGGUUUUCUUUUCAAAUGUUCAAUCUUUCACACAUUUGAUUCAAGAGGGUAUUCUUUGAAAUAUUAAUUCUAUAUCACUAGCUGGAAAAACAAUGCCAGAAAUGCCCUAUUGCAAUUGUUAGAUAGAAAUCUCUGGAACUGUUGAAUGCUUGAGUAUAUUUCAGAAAUUAAAAAAACACCUAUACUUCUUUCCAAAAGGUUUUCUAAUAGACAUGUCACUUUGAGCCAAGCAUUGUUUUUUUUUUAAUGACUUAUAUCCGAAUAUACAGUGCCAUCCAAAAAAAUUUUGGUACUCCUGGUAAAAAUGUGGACAGAAAACUAAAUAAAAUCACAUUUUAGUACUGUAGCAUAAUCCCUUACUGAAUUAUUUACAAAAAUGUGAUCUUUACAUGAGGGAAAAUAGCAAACUUUAAGCAAUGUCGUUUAUUAUAUGAAGCCAUCUGUGUGAAAAAUUAUUGGGCCACCUGUCCAUUUUG